Messenger RNA from Diaporthe citri, 1746 nucleotides. RefSeq lists its product as uncharacterized. NCBI's taxonomy places the organism in Eukaryota, Fungi, Ascomycota, Sordariomycetes, Diaporthales, Diaporthaceae. The transcript is spliced from 2 exons. Bases 1 to 1746 code for a protein of 581 amino acids. The record is from RefSeq and is a predicted model, not a curated record.
AUGUUUGGCAGCCUCUCACACAUCAUUCCCCCGGUGCCUCCGCCGGCCGAGGGCCCACCCAAGGAUGUUCCAGCACCCACGCCCAUUGACCUUCCGCAAUGCCGGCCAAGGGCGUCCGAGGGCCGAUCAGGUGCGCCCAGGGACUCGGCAGGUGCGCCGGCACCCCAUCUGACGUCCAUCCUGCAGAGCCUGGUACGCCCGCCCGAUCAGGUUGACGUGGCCCAUCUUGAGGCCCUCGGUGUCGAUGUGACCGCAGACGUGCCACUCACAGAGCUCGUGCCAGACCUUUCGUGCCUGCCAGACUUUGAUAGGUGGGACACCCUGUCUCGUGAAGAGGCACACAUUUGUGACUCCGAGUCCCGUCCAAAGCUGGAAAAUGGAAGACUGGCGUCCGGGCCGUCCAAGUAUGUCGAUCUCCGGCAGAGUCUGGCUACUGACAACGAGAGGGCCUUCCGGGCUGUAAGGAGGGUCGCGCCCAAGCCUGGUGAGCAGUAUGUGAGGCUUGGUUACUGUCACGAGUUCUUCCGUCACCUCGAGUCUCUGACUGGUUUCUGGGAUGACACCUCGAAACCGAAACCCGCGGAUCCAACGGGAGACAAGCCUCCAGAAGGCGGCGACGAGAAUUACGGCUGGUAUCGCACAAGUGCCGGCAAUGUCAUGCCGGCCCAGUAUCGAACCCAGCUGCUCACGUCCUUCCUGAAGUUGAUCAUCUACGACUUCACAUGUAAUGUCAUGACACGGCAAGAGCCACGUCUGUACAUCCAAUCGCCCGCCGCACAAUCUCAGUGCGGGUCACCAGCCCAGCCCCGGCGACACUCGUACUUCUCGUCCGGCUGCAACUUCAUUUUCCGCAUGCCCACAGACCGUGAGUCCGCCAAGCGCGGGAUCGUUGAGGGCCCCAUCGCCGCAGUCAGCCCGCGGCACACCACCGUCUUCCCGCCGCACGGUCGCGAGCGCGAGUCCGUCAUCGACCUGUCGAGGGAGGUGAUCGCUGCACUCAUUACGGCACAGCACCGGGCGCGUGAGGGCCGCACGGAGGUGCGCCCCGGCAAGGACGCGUGGUGGACGACGAGGCCGCGCUGGGGUGGCGGGCCGGGCGGGCCCAUCGGCAAGGAGGCCGAGGCUCUCGAGGCCAAGGAUGCGUCGGCCGUGCUGCUCGGCGACAAGGACGAGCGGCCGGUGGACGCGGGGCGGUCCGUGGCGGCCGAGGGUGACCCCGGCGGCGUCGGCGCCGUGGCGUCUCCGCCCCAGGGCCCCGUCAUCAGCCCGCGGCAGUACAUGCUGCCGCCGCCGCCGAGGUCGUCGUCGCGGUCCUUCACGGGCCAGCAGCAGCCGCCGCACCCCAAGCGCCCCAGGAAGGGCCUCGCCGUCUACGACGCGUACAGGAUGGUGCGGCCGCCCGCGAUGCACUGGGACCCCAAGACGAGGUACACGCCCGUGGGGCGACGGCGUGGGGCCGACCACGACGACGUCUUCGUCAUCUCGUCGCUGUUCCACCACAUCUCGGUCCUGCGCGUCAGGGUGCCCGACCGCCUACUGCAGGUGCUGGACGGCGCCCCGACCCCGGACGGCAGGGACUGGGGCACGGUCCGGGUGUGGCGGACGCGGUGGCUUGACUUCUUCAUUCCCGAGGAUAGGGUCGAGGCCAUGAAGGCCGUCUGGGCCGUGGCUGCUUAUGCCAUGAGGGCGGUGGAUGGGGAAGGGGGUUCGGGCGGCGGGAUGGACGUGGACCCCCCGAGGGCAUAG